UGCAGGUGCAGUCGACCGGACAGUGAAGGUGACGGCAAGAGGGCUCAGCAUGGUAGAUCUUUUUAAGUUGUUGAGCGAAGCGGGAAUUGCUGAGAAAGAUGUUGAGUCGAUUAGUACGGGUAGACCAGGAGAUUAUGGAUACGUGUUGACCUUCUUCGAAGCUGGCAAUGUCAACCUUCUUAGAGGUAAAUCUCUUUAUUAUAAUGGGAACCCAGUGCAUUUAGUUGCACUGGGGAAGCAGAUUGUAAAGUUACGUCUUCAUUGGAUGCCUAUUUACAUCAAUGAUGCAGUUAUACACGAAUUUCUGGGUAGUUAUGGAAAAAUUAUUGACAUAAAGAGAUUGUCCUUUUUUAAUAAAGGAGUGAAGAUAGUUAAUGGUAUAAGGGAAGUUACUUUAGAAGUAACGGAGGUUGAGCGUCAGUCUAUUCCCCAUCUGCUUAAAUUUGAGGAUGGUCUGGCGAUAUUGAUUACAAUCUUUGGGAGACCUCCACUUUGCCUCAGAUGUUCCCAAGUAGGGCAUCUUCAAAGAAAUUGUAUUCACGGUUCAUUUGCUAACGUUACAAAGAGAAAUUUUCAGGAGAAGAGCACCCCGGCUAACCCAGAUGUGACAGACAUUGGGGAGAAAGGCGAGACAACUCCAAAGGAUGUCACAAAUAAUGAAAAGGUACGGAAUGAAGAUGAGGAGGAUGGUUCCAAGACGGACAUUUCUGCGAAUUUUGAUAGUGAUAGUGAUAUGGAAAACGACGACGAGGAUGACGAACAAGAAGAUGAUAUGGAUCUUGAGACUAGGGGAGAAAAAAGAGAAAUUGCAACAGGUGAGGAUUCUUUUAGGAAGGUUUUUCCCCCGCAAAAACGCAGAGGAUCUUGGGGUUCCCGGGAGUCAUCGCCUAAGUCUGGCCGUGUUCCUCCGGUGACAACAAGUAAUUCUUUUUCUGUGCUGGAUGGUCUAACUCCGAUAGACACACCAGAUAAUAUUGUACAAAAUGUUGCUUAAAACUAUAAGUCAUGGAUUUUAUAAUCUUACGUAUUUAUACUACAUGUAUAAAGAAACUCAGUUAUGUUUUUAUUGUCAUGUCGUUUGUAAUAACAUUUUUGUUACUUAAAA
Ruditapes philippinarum (Manila clam) is the source of this 1105-nucleotide messenger RNA. RefSeq lists its product as uncharacterized. The transcript has a single exon. Gene Ontology annotation, molecular function: zinc ion binding; nucleic acid binding. NCBI's taxonomy places the organism in Eukaryota, Metazoa, Mollusca, Bivalvia, Venerida, Veneridae. The record is from RefSeq and is a predicted model, not a curated record. Bases 50 to 994 code for a protein of 314 amino acids.